AUGGACCCCUGCUGGGAGUGCCACCAAGGUCACCGGAUCCUGGGUGCGGGACCCCCCACGAUCACGACGGGGUCCUCCAAGCGGUCUGAGCGCCGGCACAGCCAGGAGAGUCGGGUUUCUGGGCAGGGGGUGUGUGUCGUGAACGGGUCGGGGCAGCCAACGGUGGAGCCCAGGGACCCUCCGGGCGGCGACCUGACUUCGGGGUCCGCAGGGAGAGCCAACGCGUCGCGCGGCCGGGGCUCAGAGGGUUUUCGGGGACAGCCUAAGGGUCGCGGUGCAGCACCGGUCACCGAGGUGAGCCAGGAGGUCGGGGUGAGGGCCCGAGGUCCUCGGGAUGACCACUGGGGUCGAGACCUGACCUCAGAGCCCCGGGGCGGCGGUGGCCGCCGGUCCGAGCUCCCCCUGCAACCCCGCGCCCCCGGCCCGCAGGUGCAGCACGCCAGCAAGCAGAUCGCCGCCGACAAGCAGUACAAGGGCAUCGUGGACUGCAUCGUGCGCAUCCCCAAGGAGCAGGGCGUGCUGUCCUUCUGGAGGGGCAAUCUGGCCAACGUCAUCCGCUACUUCCCCACGCAAGCGCUCAACUUCGCCUUCAAGGACAAGUACAAGCAGAUCUUCCUGGGCGGCGUGGACAAGCACACGCAGUUCUGGCGCUACUUCGCCGGCAACCUGGCGUCGGGCGGCGCGGCCGGAGCCACAUCGCUGUGCUUCGUGUACCCGCUGGACUUCGCCAGGACCCGUCUGGCCGCCGACGUGGGCAAGUCCGGCACCGAGCGCGAGUUCAAGGGCCUGGGGGACUGUCUGGUGAAGAUCACCAAGUCCGACGGCAUCCGCGGGCUGUACCAGGGCUUCAACGUGUCGGUGCAGGGCAUCAUCAUCUACCGGGCGGCCUACUUCGGCGUCUACGACACGGCCAAAGGCAUGCUCCCGGACCCCAAGAACACCCACAUCGUGGUGAGCUGGAUGAUCGCGCAGACGGUGACGGCCGUGGCGGGCGUGGUCUCCUACCCCUUCGACACUGUGCGGCGGCGGAUGAUGAUGCAGUCGGGGCGCAAAGGAGCCGACAUCAUGUACAAGGGCACCGUUGACUGCUGGCGCAAGAUCUUCAAAGACGAGGGCGGCAAGGCCUUCUUCAAGGGCGCGUGGUCCAACGUGCUGCGCGGGAUGGGCGGCGCGUUCGUGCUCGUGCUCUACGACGAGCUCAAGAAGGUCCUCUAGGCGCGGCCGCAGCCCUGCGGCUGGUACGGACCCCUGAUCUUCGAGAAAUUCCAGUCGUCCCGGCCGGGGCGUGGGGGGCGCGCGGGAUGGACCCUCGGGCCCGGGCCCGCGCGCUGAUGGGGGGAGGGGAAUGCCGACGUCCCGGGGGCACAGCCAGGCAGCUCGCCGCGCGGACCCUGCAGUCCAGGUGCUGUGGGACCUCAGUUGUGUCUAAGUAUUUAUUUAAGGAAAGAGUCACGUCUCCGUUUGUACUUACGCACUAUUCUCUUUUGCACAGCGAAUAUUUGCGAUUAUGUUUCAUGUCGGGCAUUCUGCAAAACCAUAAAAAACGGGACACAGA
Molecule: messenger RNA, 1555 nt
Organism: Suricata suricatta (meerkat)
Lineage: Eukaryota; Metazoa; Chordata; Mammalia; Carnivora; Herpestidae
Gene: SLC25A6
Product: solute carrier family 25 member 6
Exons: 4
Coding region: 1-1215 (404 amino acids)
Biological process (GO): mitochondrial ATP transmembrane transport; mitochondrial ADP transmembrane transport
Cellular component (GO): mitochondrial inner membrane
Molecular function (GO): ATP:ADP antiporter activity
Source: RefSeq, a predicted model, not a curated record